AUGGGACCCCCGAGGGCGCGCGAAUACUCCGUGGAGGUUCCCGGGACCGGUGGACGCGAAGAGACGGCGAUCAGGAGGAACUCCGCGUACGUCGAUGCCCUCGUCACUGGGUUUCCGCCGCCGCACGAUCGCGUGUGGACGUUGCACGACGCGUGGGAGAGCGCGUUGUCGAGGCACGCGAGAGAAAAGUGUCUGGGCGCGCGCGUCGUCGAUCGUGCGACCGGUGCGGCGGGUUCGUACGCGUUCAAGACGUUUGAAGAGGUGGGACGGGAACGAGCGAUGGCGGGGGGGGCGCUCGCGGCGCUCGGGAUCGGGAAAGGGGCGAGGGUUGGAUUGUAUUCGAUCAACUCGCCGGAGUGGGUGGCGUGCGAGGCGGCGAUGACGAGACAGGGCGUGACCUCGGUACCGCUCUACGACACGUUGGGUCCGGACGCGGUGGUGUACAUCUGUAAUCACGCGUCGUUGGCUGCGGUGGCGUGCUCGCAGGCGGUGCUAAAGACGAUGGUGGGAUGCCUCCGGGAGACGCCGACGGUGAAGCUCGUCGUGUGCUACGGCGGACGAGGCGCCGGAAGCACGGACGAGGCACUCGUCCGCGACGCGCGACCGAGUUUACCCGCGGGCGUGCGUCUGGUGACGUACGAAGAGUUUUUGGCCAUCGGGGCGCAGAAUCCGACGCCUCCAACCCCGGCAUCACCGGACGAACUGGCGACGAUUUGUUACACGUCUGGCACCACGGGCGCGCCCAAGGGCGUGAUGCUCACGCAUCGAAACUUAAUAUCCAACGCCGCCGGAUAUGCGUUUGAUUUGGAUAUCUCGCCGUCAGACUGUCACAUCUCGUACCUUCCGUUGGCGCACAUUUACGAGCGAGUGACAAUGUUGGUCGUCCUGUUCAACGGCGCGCACGUCGGCUUCUAUCGAGGCGACGUCUUGCAACUUCUCGACGACAUCAACGAGCUCAAGCCCACGGUUUUCUGCUCGGUGCCGAGGCUUUGGAACAGGAUAUACGACAAAGUGAACGCUGGCGUCCGUGAGGGUAGCAUCGUGGCGCAGAAGCUGUUUCACUGGGCGUACGAGUCAAAGAAGCGAGCGCUCGACAGAGGCCAGGCGCCAAACGCCUUCUUCGAGAAGGUGGUGUUUUCCAAACUCCGCGCAAAACUCGGAGGCCACGUUCGAUACAUGUCCACUGGUUCAGCUCCGAUCAGCGCCGAGGUCAUGCAAUUUCUCCGCGUAUGCUUCGGCGGAACCGUCUUUGAGGGCUACGGCAUGACUGAGUCCGCGUGCGUCAUCUCGAAGACGUCCCAGGAGGACUUCACGACGGGUCAUGUGGGUGCUCCCGCGCCGUGCUGCGAGAUCAAACUCGUGGACGUUCCAGAUAUGCGGUACACUCAUCAGGAUCGUCCUCAUCCUCGAGGAGAGAUCUGGGUCCGCGGUCCAAGUGUUUUUGUCGGGUACUAUAAGAACGAAGAGGAGACAAACGCAGUGCUCGAUUCGGACGGAUGGCUGCGAACCGGCGAUAUCGGAACCUUCCUACCGGGCGGACGCCUGAAAAUCAUCGAUCGUAAGAAGAAUAUCUUUAAACUCGCUCAGGGAGAAUACGUUGCACCGGAUAAGAUUGAACAAAUCUACGCCCGCAACAGGUUCGUAGCCCAGAGCUUUGUCUACGGAGACAGCCUGCAAGCGCAUCUCGUCGCGAUCGUCGUCCCAGACGAAGAGGUCUUACUUCCUUGGGCGAAGACGUCCGCGGAUUUAUCAAAGUUGGACUUCAAAUCGCUUUGCGCUCAUCCAAAGGUGAAGAAGCAUAUUCUGGAUAGCAUGGUUCGCACGGGCUCCGAGGCGGGACUGAAGGGGUUCGAGCAGGUCCGCGCAAUCGAGCUCUCACCGGAGCUCUUCUCGGUCGAAAACGGGCUCUUCACCCCGACUUUUAAGUUGAAACGACCACAGGCGCUCGAGCGAUUCAAGCACUCGAUCGACGCCAUGUACGCCGCAACGUCCAGGUAG
Molecule: messenger RNA, 1998 nt
Organism: Ostreococcus tauri
Lineage: Eukaryota; Viridiplantae; Chlorophyta; Mamiellophyceae; Mamiellales; Bathycoccaceae
Product: AMP-dependent synthetase/ligase
Exons: 2
Coding region: 1-1998 (665 amino acids)
Biological process (GO): fatty acid metabolic process
Cellular component (GO): membrane; endoplasmic reticulum
Molecular function (GO): long-chain fatty acid-CoA ligase activity
Source: RefSeq, a predicted model, not a curated record